Messenger RNA from Drosophila subpulchrella, 4373 nucleotides. RefSeq lists its product as uncharacterized. The coding region runs from base 368 to 4123 and encodes 1251 amino acids. Lineage: Eukaryota; Metazoa; Arthropoda; Insecta; Diptera; Drosophilidae. The record is from RefSeq and is a predicted model, not a curated record. The transcript is spliced from 4 exons.
CGGUCACACUGGAAAGCUAACAAAAAGGAGGAAUACAUUUUUUGCAGCAAUUAAAAAUGAAAAACUAGAAGGGGCGGCAUAAAAACAGAUAGUUAAGUGCUGUAACUAGGAAAUAACUUAAUACCGAUACCCUGGCAUAGUAAGUACUGGUAACUCCGCUGGCGCAAGCCGCCCUUUGAAAAACGAGAAAAGUGAAAAGCGUGAUCUACCGAGUGCAAAAGUGUGAACAAGAAAAUCCAGCGCUUCGCUCGGGAAGAGGAAGCAAAAAAAAAAUAAAGAAAAAGGAAAAGAGGAAAAAAGGAAUCCGGAAGCAAAGGAUAGACUUUGGAUUUGGAUUCGGAUUGUAGACAUUGUAUAGGAAUUGAUCAUGAGUUUUCUGCCGGGGGAGCCGGUUCCGCCCGGUUUCGAGGAGGAGGACGUGACCCGAACGGCGGUCAUUCAAAAGCAGAUCGAUAACUACAGCGGCGGUCCAUUGAUCGGCACCGAGUACACCAUCGAGCUGCACGAGCCGGGCCAACUGCGUCCGGAUUACUUCUGCGUGCUGUGCCAGACCUGCACAGACGGCCGCAGUGCCUUUGUCCACUGGACAUCGCAGGCCCAUCGCAUCAAGUACCUAAAAACGCAUUUCCAGAAGGCCCACGAAGUGCUGCAGCAGCUCAAGCGCACGCCCAACAGUGCCGGGGAUCUGGUGAUUGCCACCGGCAAUCUGGUCAAGUUGAUUGAGGAGCAUUUCGGUCGGUCACGCAAUAUGUUGACCUCGUCCGGGGAGGAUUUUCGCCGUUUUCGAGCCAAAAUGUGCAGCCAGGUACGGGAUACUUUCCAUUUUGAUGAGUGUGCCGGGCCUGAUUUUGCGGAAGAGGCUCAACGCCUGUUGCGCAGCUUGAAACCGGAUGAGCCUAUCAAGAUUAGCAUUAAGACGAAGGACCUGGGUCCCGCCGGCGAUAAUAACAGCAACAGUAAGCGGGAUGAUAGCAAUAUAAUCGCCCUGGACGCCAUCUCCAGUGAUGAUGAGAACUUUGGCGCUCCGUCGGCCCCAGUCGUUCAGAUCCCAAAGGCGAUGCUGCGCAAGAAAAACAUGGCCGAAGAUGCCAGCGGGCGGGGCGUGAAUCGCUCGCCUCCGCCUCCCGGCGGUGUGGUCAAGCCACAGCAGCUGCCCACGCCGAAGGAGCUGUCCAUACAGGCCUCCAUCAUCGCCCAGGAGCGCUAUAAGUGGGAGAAGUUCCGUUGCAUGCUUGAACUGCAGCUUAAGCAGCUGCGCGACGAAACGGAGACGUACGAAUCGAAUCCCGAGAAGCAUCCCGAUUACCCAGAUGAGUGGAAACAGUUCUGGAACCGGCGCUACAAGCAGCUGCAGGAGGAGAAGAAGUGCGAUCCGAAUCAGUACGAUUACAAGCCGGAGUGGAUUAGCUACUGGAAGGAUCGCCGCAUCAAGCUGUUUAACAUAUCGGUGAAUAAAAUCAAAAAGGAUCUCAAGGAGAAGUUCAAGCUGGGCGACGAGGACGAGGAGAAGACCAAGGAGCUGAUGGAGCGCUACAAGAUCCGUGUGGCCAGUCCAAGGGCGGCGCCGUCCACCGCCAGCGUUGUUAAUCGCCACAAGCAGAACUUUCGCAACAAUCGGGCGACAGGUGGUGCGGCUGCAGCACCUGAAGCUGUCAUUGAUAUUAGCGAUGAUGAGGUGACCAGUCCGCCGACACGUGGUCGUCCUCCCUUUGGUCGACGUUCCAUAUCCCGCUCGUUGUCACCGAAGCGUGGCGCAGGAGGACGUCGUCCCAUCCGGCGUUCCCGCAGCCGUUCGCCGCGUCACACCUACCGGCGUGGAUCAUCGCGCUCACGAUCGCGUUCCCGCAGCCUGAGGCGCAGAUCCCGGUCGCCGCUCUACUAUCGGCAGCGCGAACAUCGUGGUCACCCCUCCAGGGAGCGAGUCUCGUCGCCCGGCCACAGGGAUUUCGGGGAUCGCCGCAGCUUGGAGCGGGAGCGCUCUGCCGAGUACUAUUCCCGCACCGAGGGCUAUGCUCGAGGGCCACCACGUAACUACGAACAUGUCGAGACAUUCCGCGUUCUGGACCCUCGCGUCUAUCCCGAAUACAACAUGGCCAAGGUGCGCUCGAUUUCGCCAGCCGUCUCGUCCAUUAAGGAGAAGGAGAACUCCGAGCCCGUCGAGGAGGGCCCACUAACCGUGGUCAGUGUGCUGCGCAUGCUAUCCGCCGUCGAGGAGCACCUGGGCAGCCUGGGGCCAAAGGCCCUUAAUUUGCUUAGCAAGGCGCUGGCCAUGGAGAUGGUCAAGCCGAAUGCCGCCGACGAUCUGCUGCUGAACGACGAUAACUGUGUGUUCCUCGAGACCACCAAGGAGAAGCUGAAGGGCAUCCUCAUCGCCGAGGUGCUGGACGAUCCGCAAAAGGUGCGCGUGGUCAAGAAACUGAUCACCAACAUAGCGGCCAUCAUCUUCCAGGUGAACGCCCGAGUGGUUAGAGGAGCAGAAGGUAUUACCGAUGUCGUCGAGGCCAAGGUCAAGGCGAAUGCCAAUCCGGCGCCCAUUCAGCUGCCCUUCGACCGGAACGUGGUGGCCCCCAAGCUGGCCAAUGCUUUGGUACUCAAGGGCUACUACGACGUGAGCACCGGCGACAUGAACAAUCUGCUGCACUUGCUCGCGCUGCUGGUGAAGACGGACAAACAGCGCCGUCAGGUGGAUAAGAAUAAUGGCCUGACAUUCGAGGAGAUUCAGUCGAAGCUUGGCCUGCAGAAGGAGACGCCGGCCGAUAAUAUGGGCAUCGAUCUGGACGAGCUGAUGAAGGAGGUGGAGAACCAGCUGAACAAGGAGACCUUGGACGUGGUUGCCGCCGGCCCGGGAGCAGCGGCCAAAACUCAACCGGAUGCCGCCAUCGGCGGUGGCGGCAGCAACGGCAUGGAGUCACUGACCGACUCCGAUCUACAGACCCUACUGCAGAACUUCAAGUUCUUAUCGAACGAGGAACAGGUGCAUCUCAUUGGUCAUCUACGCAAGCUGGAGGUCCAGGAGCCGUCGCGCGUGGAGCGCCUGCGCAAAUAUGUGAAUCUGGCGGAGCUGAGUGGCGAUGGCGAGUCCUGCAGUGAUUUCCUGUCGCGCGUGGUGAACAUUGGUGGGGCAACGAAGGCGCCGGUAGAGAAAUCCAAGUCCACGGCUUUGGUAACGGGGGGCAUAGCCUCCUCCUCCUCCGGCGCCGCUAUCGCCUCAUCCGCCACCAAGAUUGUAGCUCUCUCCUCGCUGACCACGCGACGUCCCAGCACGGAUCGUGAACGGGAUCGCGACAUGUUCAACCUGCCCAUCAACAAGCAGCGACGCGGUCGAAACACGCCCAGUUUCAUGAUUGACGACGAUGAUGACGAAGACGACUAUAACUUUGACGAUUUGGUAAUGAAGGCGUGCGAUUCGAAUGGCAAUGGUGGCGCCGGUGGUAGCGGCGGCUCCAAAAAGUCUGGAAACGCGCCCAUUAUACCCGUGGAAUCAUCACCAAAUGCCCUUACUUUCAAGCCAGCUGCUGCCUCCAAGAUCUCGCUGAAGGACACCGAAAGCAUUAUAGCCAAUCUGAUGGGCACUUUAAGCAAGGGCGGGAAUUCUGGAGGAUCGAGUGGCGGCUCCUCAGGAGGUAAUCGCAACUUUAUGUUGAACCAGCAGCAACAGCAGAAGAAUACACCGCCUAAAGCGCCGAGUAUGGGUCAAAAGCCGGGCCAGAAUCAUGGCCAACAGCAGUCGGGUGUGGGCUAUUCCAAUCCGGGGUAUCCGGCACAGCAACAGCAGCAGCAGCAGGGCCGGAACUUUAACCAGGAACCCCAGCCCUCGAUGAACAGCGGCGGACCCGAUCCCAGCCAGUAUCAAAAUCAGCAGCCCUACGGCGGCGGCGGCGGCGGCUAUCAUCCGUAUGCGGGCAAUGGUGUGCAGCAGAACUAUGGGGGCAUGGGACCCGGACAUGGACACGGACCUGGCCAAGGAGGCUAUGGUGGCCAUGGCCCUGGCCCAAUAAACCCUUGGGCCAACAAUGGACCGCCGCAGCCGCCACCCUUCAAUCAGAUGCCCCAGAACUUUUUGGGCGCCCAGCAACAGCAGGCGCCUCCGCAUUAUAACAACAUGUUUGGUGGACGCCAUUAGAGCCAAUAAGUCUUAGAUCCUAACUAAUUUUAAAUCAUAAUGAUUUAAACAUAAACUAUAAACGAGAGAAAAUCCCUUGAAGUGCCCGUGUAUGCGCGUAUCUGCUAGUUGGCAAGUGAUUUGAAUACCUUUUUUUUAAGUCUGACACGAAUGCUGCUUUUUUUUGCUUACAACUGAAUGAUGCAAAUCAAAGGGAAUACAAAGCAAUGUAUCUGAACAGCAAAAGAAUAAAGAAACACAAAUGUUAACA